AGGGCGCGCUCGGCCCGCAGCCCCGCUCUGCUGCCCUGAGGAAGUUCUCCCGCGCUGCGGAUGCGGCAGCCCCACUCUCCUGCCCUGUCCUGUCCCGUCCCGGCGCCUCCCGCGCGUCCCGGAGCCCCCCGGCGGCGCGUCCUCCCCGCCCCGGGCGCUGCGCAGUCUGUCAGAAGGUCCAUGUCACUCCAGGGCCUGAUGAUGAAGCGGACCUCGCUGUGCUGGCCCCUGUCUUGCCUCUUUGUGCUGCUGCCCUGGCCUCUGGCCACUCCAACAUCAAUAACUCCUUGGCUGUGUCCACCUGGCAAGGAGCCUGACCUGGACCCAGGGAAGGGCGCAUUCUGCCAAACCUGCCCCCCAGGCACCUUCUCGGCCUCAUGGGACUCUCAUCCAUGCCAGUCUCAUGAUCGCUGCAGCCUUCGAAGGAGGUUGGAGGCCCAGGCUGGCUCAGCAACUCAUGAUACAGUGUGUGGAGACUGCCAGCCUGGAUGGUUUGGGCCUCGGGGAGUUCCUUAUGUUCCAUGUCAGCCAUGCUCCAGGGCACCUCCGAGUACUGGUGGCUGUGAUGAGUCAGGGCGACGGGCCCGGCGUGGUGUGGAAGUGGCGGCAGGUGCCAGUGGCCAUGGUGAGCCUCGGCAGUCUGGGAAUGGCACCCGGGCAGGCGGUCCUGAGGAGACAGCAGCCCAGUAUGCGGUGAUUGCCAUCGUGCCUGUCUUUUGCCUCAUGGGGCUUCUGGGCAUUCUGGUGUGCAACCUGCUCAAGCGGAAGGGCUACCACUGCACGGCCCACAAGGAGGUUGGGCCCAGCCCUGGAGGAGGAGGCAGCGGGAUCAAUCCUGCCUAUAGGACAGAGGAUGCCAACGAGGACACCAUUGGAGUCCUGGUGCGCCUGAUCACAGAGAAGAAAGAGAAUGCAGCGGCCCUGGAGGAGUUGUUGAAAGAAUAUCACAGCAAACAGCUGGUACAGACGAGCCACAGACCUGUACCCAGGCUGCUGCCAGCCUCCCCUAGCAUGCCACACAUCUGCCCACAUCGCCAUCACCUCCACACUGUGCAGGGCCUGGCCUCACUCUCUGGCUCCUGCUGCUCCCGUUGUAGCCAGAAGAAGUGGCCAGAGGUGCUGCUGUCUCCUGAGGCAGCAGCGGCCAGCACUCCUGCUCCUACCCUCCUGCCCAACCCAUCCAGGGCCCCCAAGGCUAGUGCCAAGACAGGACGUCAGGGUGAGAUCACCAUCUUGUCUGUGGGCAGGUUCCGUGUGGCUCGCAUUCCUGAGCAGCGGACCAGUUCAUUGUCAUCGGAGGUGAAGACUAUCACGGAGGCUGGGCCUUCGGGGGGUGAUCUUCCUGACUCCCCACAGCCUGGUCUUCCCCCUGAGCAGCGGGCACUGCUGGGAAGUGGUGGAGGCCAUACUAAGUGGUUGAAGCCCCCAACAGAGAACAAGGCCGAGGAGAACCGCUAUGUGGUCCGGCUAAGUGAAAGCAACCUGGUCAUCUGAUGGGCUGUCUAGAAUUACGUUCUGCCCUGCCCUGGGAGGUUCUGAAGGCUUCCUGCAGGAGGGAGAGCUACAGCUGGGACUGAGGACCGAGAUGCAAAGGCCUAGCAGACAAAACAGCAAAGGCCAAGGCCUGGAGUGGGAUCGCCCGCCCCAUUGAGGAGGCAGCCUGCGGCACAGCACGUGAGCAGGAGAUCAAGAGCCCACCCCAUCCCUGCAGCCCCAGUUACUUCCCUGAAGGGUGCCCUAACCCUGUGCCUGUCCUGAACACAUCAUAGGAGCCCUCUGUCCCCUAGGAGUCUGGGUUGGUGGAGGAGUGGUGUCGGUCCCCGGUCGGUCCCCAGCUUGUGCCUUGGGAACUAGCCACUCUUCCCACACCCUGGGCCCUGGCCGUGCCUCCCUCUCUUCUGGCAGGCCCUUCAAAGGGGAGGGGUAGCCAAGAGCCCUGGACUGGUGGCAGAGUACCUGGGUUCCAGCUUUUCUGACUGUGAAAUGGGGGAGGAGAGCUCAGUUCCCAGGACCUUUUCAGCUCUUUGCCGGUUCUGGGCUGAGUCCUGUUGGGGGGAGCUUGACUUUGCUACCCUCCCAUUAAUAGCUUUAUCUGGCCUGUUUUUGCUGCUUCUGGGCCUUGGCCUUCAAGGCUCUCAUGGGACUAUUAUGGCAAUGCCUACACAAGGGGCUUAUGCAUGUGCCUGCCCCUACCCUGCUAUUUGUAAUGAAACUGAGAAAUGACCUGACUUGUACAAGGCUCUGCUGCAGAGCCCCGGGCCAUCCUGCCGCCUUCAAACUGCGGGGAGUGGAGAAUGUCGGGCUAGAGUGCCUCUGGUCUGUGGUUUCCACGCUCCUGUGGUAGUGUCUGCGGGUAGCAGGCGUGACUGCCGAUCCAGCCCGUCUUGGUCUCCGCUCUGGCUCAGGACCUGAUUAUUUAUGUGGGCCGCGCAGGCGCAGGGCCCACUGACCAUCCCACUUCUUAUUUAUUGAAACCUGCCGUUGCCCUGUCCCUACAUCUCCAGCCCCACACCCUUGAGUAAUAAAAGGUGGAAAGUGGUGUCAUGAGGCGCUUCCUUUCCUGUUCCCACCCUGGAAACCUGUUUGCUCACCUCACGCUUCUAGGGGCUUGCCCAGUGUGCUCCAUAGCGUCCUUCCUCAUCAGCAGGAAGCCAGGGCAACAGGUAGCGGUGGCUUCAUUCUCACCAAGGUCCCCAGAGGCCAGGCUUCCCAAUAGAAAUACAGACUGAGCCGUGUGUGUGGCUGAAAGUGUUCUAAUAAUCAUUCCAAAAAGUUUUUUUAAAAAGGUAAACUUAAUUUUAAUAUUUUAACCCAGUAUAUCCAGAAUGUUUUCAUUGCAAUAUAAAAUAAUUAUGAAAAUGA
Molecule: messenger RNA, 2862 nt
Organism: Peromyscus californicus insignis
Lineage: Eukaryota; Metazoa; Chordata; Mammalia; Rodentia; Cricetidae
Gene: Relt
Product: RELT TNF receptor
Exons: 11
Coding region: 61-1494 (477 amino acids)
Biological process (GO): apoptotic process; amelogenesis
Molecular function (GO): protein binding
Source: RefSeq, a predicted model, not a curated record